AUGGCAACUUCAGUAUCUACCCCAAUUAAGUCCCACAUGGGACUUUUCUCUUCCCGUACCGCUGGCGGACGCAUGCCUUUGACUCCAUCUCCUCGCACACGCACAGCUGCAAUGGCCAACAACUCCUCCCCAUUCACACCCGAGAGAAAGUUGGACAACGAGAGCAUCCGGUCAUCAACAUACGGCGGUAACCUUUCUUCACACUUCAAAUCUGCCUCGAGACCAUCCCACCGCGACUCACCAAAGUCCAACAUUGCCAAGGGUGUUCAGACUCCUCGCCGUGCUCUUGAGCUCGGUGUUUCCGACUUCACACUCACCGGUACUGGUGCUAAGACCCCGGGAUCCAGCCGUUCCCGAAAGGGUCCUCUCCGUCAGAAGUCUACCAAGACUACCCUUUCAUAUGGCGACAGAUUCAUCCCAAACCGUGCUGCAAGCUCUGCGAUUGUCAAUAUUGGAUCUGGCAAGCUCGAUGCUGGUGAGAAGAGACCAAAGACAAGUGGUGCUGAGGGUUCCUCAGUCCUAGCUUCUGGUGUUGAUGACGCUUUGGCUGCCCUUGGAUCAUUGUCUUUGAACGAUAACGAGGAGCCAUCCACAUACUCUCGCCCAUCGCCAAACACUGUCGCAUACCAAGAUUCUCUUGCCUCUGCCUGCGGUGUCUCCCUCAACCAACGCAUCCUUGCCUUCAAGCCUGCUGCGCCAGAAUCAUCCAAGCCAGUCGACCUCCGGUCUCAAUACAACAGACCCCUCAAGAGCGCCAAUGCUGCCUCUGCACAAUUCAGACGCCGUGUCGCCACAGCACCAGAGCGUGUUCUAGAUGCUCCAGGUCUUGUCGAUGAUUACUACCUCAACCUCCUUGAUUGGUCUUCCGGAAACCAAGUCGCUAUCGGUCUUGAGCGCAACGUCUAUGUCUGGUCUGCCGAAUCAGGAACUGUCAGCUCUCUCCUCGAGACCAGCCCUGAUACCUAUGUCAGCAGCGUCAAGUGGUCCGGCGACGGAGCAUAUGUCAGUGUCGGUCUCGGCACGGGAGAAGUCCAGAUCUGGGACGUGGAGGAGGGAACUAAGCUCCGCAGCAUGCACGGACACGAGACCCGCGUUGGUGUUAUGGGAUGGAACAAGCACACUCUCUCCACAGGUGCCCGAUCCGGUCUUGUCUUCAACCACGACGUACGCAUCGCUCAACACAAGACUGCCGAGCUCAUCUCCCACACUUCGGAAGUUUGUGGUCUGGAAUGGAGAGCCGAUGGUGCUCAACUCGCCACUGGAGGAAAUGACAACCUGGUCUCCAUCUGGGACGCUCGCUCUCUUUCUGCACCAAAGUUCACCAGGACCAACCACAAGGCUGCUGUCAAGGCUCUCAGCUGGUGCCCAUGGGCUCCUAAUGUUCUUGCUACUGGGGGUGGAUCAUACGACCGUCACAUCCACUUCUGGAACACCACCACCGGUGCCCGUGUCAACAGCAUUGAUACCGGCUCUCAAGUCACCUCCCUCCGAUGGAGUCCACACUACCGUGAGAUUGUCAGCACCAGCGGCUUCCCAGACAACUCCAUCAGCAUCUGGAGCUACCCAACCUUGGUCCGCAAUGUUGAGAUCCCAGCUCACGAAACCCGUGUUCUCCACAGCUGUCUCAGCCCAGAUGGACAAAUGCUGGCUACUGCUGCUGCCGACGAGAGCUUGAAGUUCUGGAAGGUUUUCGAGAAGAAGGCCGGAGCCAGUUCUGCUGCUGCCGGAUCUUCAGGAAAGGCCGACAUGGUCAAGCAAAUGACCAUUCGUUAA
Cadophora gregata is the source of this 1773-nucleotide messenger RNA. It is a transcript of the gene CDC20, whose product is annotated as ubiquitin-protein transferase activating protein. Gene Ontology annotation, cellular component: anaphase-promoting complex. NCBI's taxonomy places the organism in Eukaryota, Fungi, Ascomycota, Leotiomycetes, Helotiales, Ploettnerulaceae. Gene Ontology annotation, molecular function: ubiquitin ligase activator activity; protein binding; anaphase-promoting complex binding. The transcript has 2 exons. Gene Ontology annotation, biological process: positive regulation of anaphase-promoting complex-dependent catabolic process; positive regulation of ubiquitin protein ligase activity; anaphase-promoting complex-dependent catabolic process. The record is from RefSeq and is a predicted model, not a curated record. The coding region runs from base 1 to 1773 and encodes 590 amino acids.